Molecule: messenger RNA, 3745 nt
Organism: Molossus molossus (Pallas's mastiff bat)
Lineage: Eukaryota; Metazoa; Chordata; Mammalia; Chiroptera; Molossidae
Gene: UBALD1
Product: UBA like domain containing 1
Exons: 5
Coding region: 805-1500 (231 amino acids)
Molecular function (GO): protein binding
Source: RefSeq, a predicted model, not a curated record
GCGGUCCUGGCGCCUGCUCGUGAAAGGCGAGAUUUCCGGCAAAGCGCACCAGAUUUUGCGUGGUAAAGUGGGAGCGCCGCAGGGAAGGAACCCGAGGCAACAAAGACUGCUGGCCUCGCUUGCACAUUCCUGGCGCCAUCCCUACCUAACCGCAGAAGUUCCUCGGGCUUACUGUGUAUCUGACCGAGCGCCAGGCCAGGGGGGGCCCGCUUUUCGAAAUCGCGCGCUGCGCUCAGGGAGUUGGGGAAGACUCGGAGGUCUUCCUGGAGGCGGUGAUUUUGAGCAGAGCCCUAGAGGGUAGAUUCAAUUAUUCACUGAACGAAUAUAGGCGCCUGCUGUGUGCCAGACUUUGGGGCCUUGCAGCCUAAUGCUGCCGAUUUGUGCCAUAAUGCUAGGGCCCCUCUCCCCAAGGGUGCGCCCACUCAACACAGAGGAAUGCCAACCACAGCCGUGCUCGCCAGGGUCUUGACAAAGACUCCUAUGGCCUCCGCCUGCCGACUCCCGGUAGUGCCAGAGCAGGGGCGCGGGUGCCCAGCUUUCAUCACAGCCCGCCUCUGUACACAGUAGGUACCUGGCCGGGGAAAGCUCGUUCCGCAGCCCCCGAUGGAGCGCAGGCGGGCGCGGUGCGGACUACAUCUCCCAGCAUGCCCUCCGCAGCCCCGGAGCGAGGCGAGGCUCGGUGAGUCAGAGCCGCACAGUAAAUAUUUGUAUUAGCCGGAGCCGGCUCGCUAAUGGUGGACGCGUGAAGCGGAGGAGCGCGCGGCGGCGGGAGGCCGGAGCGGGCAGCGCGGCUGCGGUGGCGCCAUGUCCGUGAACAUGGAUGAGCUUAAGCACCAGAUCAUGAUCAACCAGUUCGUGCUGACGGCAGGCUGUGCGGCCGACCAGGCGAAGCAGCUGCUGCAGGCGGCCCACUGGCAGUUCGAGGUAGUGCCCAUGCGUGUACACCCGAGUGUACAGUGCUGUGUUCGUGCCCUCCUCUGUGCUGGCAGGGGAUUCUACCUGCACAGAACAGUCUUGGGUGUAAACCCCACCUCUGCCAUCCUCCUGCUCUGUCACCUUGAGAACAUUCUGCUGGAGACUCAGACAGCCCUCAGCGCUUUUUUCCAGGAGACCAACAUCCCCUACAGUCACCACCACCACCAGAUGAUGUGCACUCCCGCCAACACCCCUGCAACGCCCCCCAACUUCCCUGAUGCCCUCACCAUGUUCUCCCGUCUCAAGGCUUCUGAGAGCUUCCAUGGUGGCAGCAGUGGCAGCCCAAUGGCUGCCACAGCCACGUCGCCCCCGCCGCACUUGCCCCACGCGGCCACCGGCAGCUUUGCAGCACCCAACUGGCCAAUGGUGGCUUCACCCCCAGGGGGGCCACAGUACCACCAGCCACAGCAGCCACCCCUGUGGACUCCGGCACCCCCUUCCCCGGCAUCAGACUGGCCACCCCUGGCCCCCCAACAGGCCACCUCAGAACCAAGGGCCCACCCUGCCAUGGAGGCCGAGAGAUAAGAGAGGCCCCUCCCCCCUCCCGGAGGCCAGGACCCCGUGGGGCGGGGGAGAAGACAUCUCUGCUGGCCCCCUCUACCCUCUUCUGUCUGCACCCCCAUUCCCCAAAGCCCUGGAGGGGAGAGACUGGACCCCUGUGCCAGCAGCACACAGGCUGCCCACAAGUAUACAGAAGUGCAGGCACACGGCACCCAGCUUGCAUGGAUUUGGUUCAGAGUCAUCUGGGUGCUGGUGGACAGAACUUCAGAGACCAAGCAGCCUUCCCUAGAAGACUCACCCCACCUCCAGAGGCUGCGGAGACUUGCCUGGCUCCUGCCUGGGAGCUCCUUGAGGCCAGCAGGCCUAGAUCCCCACCCUCGGGAAUGCAGAGCCUUCUCCGCAUGUGUGCGUGUGGCAGUGUCUGUGUAUUUAUACGUACGUCACUCUUCAAGAAGCAACCUAGUUUAUGGGGCAGCUGGACUUUGCAUGUUAGAGUGAGCCCCUUGCCCGCCACCCCCUUCCCCAGGGCCCUCUCCUCUCCCCACCCCCUCAGCAGCCAGCCUUGCUGUUCCCUGCAGAGAAAAGAAUUGUGGGAAACUCCAGGACUCUUCCCACCCAUCCCCCAGCGCCUGCCUGCUGGGACUGCCUGCAUGCCUUGCCCAGAGCCCGGGGGUACCCCAUACCCAUUUCCUUUCCCCCUUUUAAGAAAGGAGAAGAAAGAGUUCCAAACCACCACCAGGCUCUGUGGUCUUGCCUCUUAUCCUAAGCUUUGCUGCCAGCUGGCUCUGUGGGGAGGGAGGGCACAGACUGAGCCCAGAACAGAGGGCUACCCUCAGCCCCGCCUGGCCUCACACUGCUCCUGUGUGUUGCUGUCUUUUCAACCACAACAUGCUCUGGAAUCUUCCUGCCUACCCAAGGCUUUUCCCAUAAAAUUAGUUUCUGGGCCUGUAUUCCCAGAAUCCCAGCCUCUGUCGGCCCACCCUACCCCCUUGCUGGCUAGAGGGACCCCGACCUCCAUGGCUAACAACUGCCUUCCGGUCUGCCUGAGUUUCACAUAAGGACCUUUCUUCCUGUCUCAGGGCCCCCAGUGGCUGGCUGAGGGCUGGACCCCCAAGCCCAACCUCCAGCGAAUGUGCUGGGUGGGGCAGGGCCCUCCCCUGGGGAGGCACAGGCCACAGUGCCUGUAGCAGGCUUGAAUGCAGAGCCUUUGGGGGCUAUUGAUGGACAGGACCAGGCUGAGGCAGAGUCCAACCAGUGCUCAAUCCAUUGGUCACUAAGGGGAUGGGCUGCUUCCGAACUGGGCUAGGGCAAAUACCUGCUGUAGCCCCAAGGAAAAAGCCAGAUGCCCCACAGGGGAGAGGGUCCCUGGGGCCUCCUACAGUUCCUCACCAACAUACCUCACUCCCUAAUCGGGGCGAACCUGCCCGGUGCCCAGCCCUGCCUCAGCACCUCAGCCCUGUGUGGAUUGCGCCUAGGUUGGAGAGCUGCUUGUUUCGGAAGGCCUGCCUGACACGUCUCGGCAAUCACCACCAACAGUGCUCUUGCUCCCAGGCUGUGCUUUCCGACAAGGAUGCCACUGCCCAGCUUUGUCUCCGCCCUGCUGGAACCUGGACAGGCUCUUGAUGAAGCCCACCUAGGAUGGCUGUUUACUCUCUGGUUGUCACUGAAGACCGACCUGUGGGCCCCCACUUGAGCUGUUGCUUACAUCCCAGAAGUGUGUCCUCACCUUGAAACCCACUUUCCAACAGCCUCUUGGAGUCCAGAGAGGACACGGCUCUGCCUAGGGAGCAGCUUCUCCAUUUUUUUGGAUAGAAGACAAUUCUCAGGAAACUGGCACACCCCCUCUUCAAGUGGUAGGAAAGUGCUUUGCAGAGGCAAGCAUUUUUGGGUUAUCAGCUGUGUGGGGUGAGCAUGCCUGGGCUCUCCCAGUGAGCUGAUUACUGGGGUGGCUGUAUGCUUUGGAACCACGGGAGACAGUGCACUGUCUAGAAUUUGCUGUUCUGGAGACAAAGGGAGCUUGACUGCCCCGCCCCCAGGCAGGCUCUGUGUGGUCUGUAUGUGUACACCCUUACUGCUCAAGUGGGUCCUCAGACCAGCAGCAUCACCUGGGGCUUGUUAGAGAUGGAACCUCAGGCUCCAGUUUGAGAAAUGUUCCUGGUAAGUGCUUGUCUGUUGGAGGUGAGGCCCAUUUCUUUUUUUUUUGAAUCCUCACCCGAGGACACUUUUCCAUUUAUUUUCAGAUAGAGUGGGAAGGGGAAGGAGAGAGAAA